Molecule: messenger RNA, 1419 nt
Organism: Acanthoscelides obtectus
Lineage: Eukaryota; Metazoa; Arthropoda; Insecta; Coleoptera; Chrysomelidae
Source: the annotation of a GenBank genome assembly
AUGGAAGGCACUCCUGUUACCACGCAGAAUGCAGAUUGCUACUUUAACCUAGAUGUGUACUCUUCAGUGUUCCAGAGCACUCCAGCAGAAACUCCGAAACUUUACAAGAAUCCGAGGAAACGAAAGGCAACAGACGUGGAUAAUUGCGAGGUAACAUGUCCAGAAACUCCGCCGUUUUCCAGUACCUUGAACGAAUCUUUAUUCAACCAUUUUGAGAAAUUUCACCUUGAUCAUGGAGAAAGUACUAUUUUUGAAGAAACUCCGACUGCCAGUGACGAGGAUCGGGCAAAAAGUAGAAGUGGUAGCAAGCGGUUUUGUUCACUGCCAAAUACACCAGAUAAACAGCAAGUCAAGACUACCAGGACUGCAUCCAGCAGUGUUGUGAAGAAUUUUGUAUCACAGUCACCAUUAAACAAGGACGCUUAUGAUAUCCUGUAUCCAUCAAUCCCUUGCCUGGAUCCUGCUAGAAGGCAAUUUUCAACACCUCAAAAAGUCAAUGCUUCAUAUUCAAAGAAAUGCCUGUUUUUUCAUCAUAACAAAGAUCCCUUCACCGCUGUUGUUUCAAAUUCUGUUAUUAUGACCCAGAUACUCAAGUAUUUGUCUAACGGCGACUUGUACAGGCUAUCACAGACAUCAAAGCACUUUAAAGAAGCAAUAAUAGUGGGUAGACGUGCCAAAACUAGAUACUACAGAUUCCUACAGAUACAUGCGCUGCUCAAAGAAAACUAUAAAAUAACUCCACCAUCAUCACCUGAAAAAGAUUCAGGAUAUGAAGAUGCCAGUCCUGGAUCAAAAAACCACAUAUAUUUUCGUGAAAUAGCAAGUUGCUUAAACAAAAACCAGUCUCUGAUCAAGUGCCCAAGGUGUGACAAAGCAUCAGUGGUAGAGAACCAUAUUGCACAAUGUCAAAACUUGAACCAUUGUGGCUACAUCUUUUGCCGAAAAUGUAAUAGUUUCUCUAAUGAUCCUAGAGCAUUUAAAGAUGAUUGCAAGAAUGCUCAAUUAAACGUUCCUAAGCCAAGAAACCUCUUAAGUGAUCUCAGCAAUUGUACUUCUUCCAGUGAUUAUGUAACAGACAGCAGUACUUCAUUCUUCUCAAGCUCACUUAGCAUGACCUCGAGCAGAUAUGAAUCCUCAGGAUUUUAUUCUGAUGCAGAGGUUACACCAAAGCAGAAUGUAAAAAGGAAUUUAUCGAAAACCCUAUCAUCGAAUGAGAUAAAAAUUUUAGCAGUUAGCAAUGUAAAUGUUGGAAAGGAAAGUGUGAGAAGUCAACGGCGGCGUACAUCUCUUUUACCAGUGCUACCAUUAGAUACAAAAAAGCCAUUUGAAAUUGUAGAUCCAUCAAGUCCUCCAAAAGUCAAGCAACCUUCGGUGUGCUCAAAACAGAGCAAAAGGAAUCUCAAGAGACUUACACGGUAG